Molecule: messenger RNA, 537 nt
Organism: Macrosteles quadrilineatus (aster leafhopper)
Lineage: Eukaryota; Metazoa; Arthropoda; Insecta; Hemiptera; Cicadellidae
Exons: 2
Coding region: 16-474 (152 amino acids)
Source: RefSeq, a predicted model, not a curated record
CUGGGAACAUCGGAGAUGCAACAGGCUGGUUAUGUGCUCACUGGUUACAGCACUGAGUUUGAAACCACUGUAGACUUUUGGGUUCUGCAGUGCUACGACACGCCUCAAGGGAUUGUCGGGCGAUUGACCGAUUCCGACGGAGAAACAGUGUAUUUGUUCUUUAACGAGGAGUGCUCAGAGGACGGUCUCAACGGAUUCCUGUCUUUGGACAAGGAGAACAAAAAGAUGAGGUAUAUGGCAAACGGCAUAACCAAAGAAAUCUCUCUACAGCCACCAGUUAACCUUGACAACGGUGUGAGAGUGGACCUACCAGGUGAUAGUGGUGGGAUCAGGGGCCUACCAGCCCACCAGUGGAGAGGCAGGCGCGGGACCCAGAGACUAUCUAGUACUAGUUAUGGAGUUCCACCCCGUGUUGGACUCUCUGUUUCUGGGAGGACAAGGAGGACUUUUGGAGUUCCCCAUACCCCAUAUUGAUUUUGCCAUAAAGGUUAAGUCGACUGCUGUUUGAUUCAAAUACAAACUAUGCAUACAUUGUUA